Messenger RNA from Galdieria sulphuraria, 2762 nucleotides. RefSeq lists its product as hypothetical. The transcript has a single exon. Bases 56 to 2323 code for a protein of 755 amino acids. Lineage: Eukaryota; Rhodophyta; Bangiophyceae; Galdieriales; Galdieriaceae. The record is from RefSeq and is a predicted model, not a curated record.
UUGUCCACGGGAUCAGACGCUUCAGAGAGCUUGUUUCGGAUUUUCAGCAGCCCAUAUGAGGGAAAGAAAUUUUCAUGUUGGUAGAUUUGUGCCUGAGAUGUCUAUGUCGUCCUUGGAGCCUUCUCAAGAACCUAUGAUGCGACUUUUUCUAGCAACAGAGGAAAAUAGACUUGCUUUUUACUCUUCAAACAGUGAACCUUUUAUUUAUUCUACUACGAACAUUCCAUCGUUCUUGAUGGACUGUGGGACGAUAGAUAACUCGGACGGGAGAAACCUUGCGGCUUUGUCGCAAAUGGAAUCAAGAAAAAUGAUGUCGCAUCAUAAACCUAUCAUCGAAGAAGAUAUAGAGACGUGGGACUCUAUUCGUAUUUUAUCACGACGAAAGAGAAAUCAUAAAAAAGGUAUAUCAAAGCCAGGUAGACCUCCGUCUCUAUUUAUCAAUAUUUCUGACUCUGAAUUGACAGAAGAACAGAGAAAACAGAAGAAGAGAAUUUUACGAAGGAGAGAGCGGCAAAACAUGGCCUAUCGAAACAAGAAAUUGAUAAAGCAGUUACAAAGAGAACAACAAGCAAGUACUUUGAAAGAAAGUGGAAGCAAUGAGCUAUUGCAACAAACCAGAAUGAGUCCGUCACAUAUUAGCUCUAAUGCUUUUUCUUCACUUCCUUUGAGUUUCUCUGGAGGUGGGAAUGAAGUCAUAAAAUGUCGCAUUUCUCCUGAAAGUAGCGAAGGCGAACAAACUGUCUCCACCAAUGUCCCAAGAGUAUUUUCUUUUGAAAAUGAUGCGUUGAAGGAUGAUGAAAGGAAAUUGUUUGGAAAUUUGAAUGUUUUGCGGAGUUCUGAUAGUUUUUCUACCGAAGAGAAAACAUCGUGCGAGAGUGGAUCAAAUAAUGUCAUUUCAGAUUUUUACCUGGUCCAAUCGCUGGAAGAAGAGCUCUUACAAGACAAUACCCAUUUUUCUAGUUUAUCAUUAUAUUAUAGAAAGGUUCUCAUAGAAAUACCGUUUCUUGGUAGAGAAGCAUGGUCUGCAUUCUCCAUAUUUCCAUCUACAUUUAGCUUCCAAGCAGCAAAGUAUAUUUUAGGUUGGUCAGAGCAAGAUAAUUUGUUUUUCGAGAAACUUGCAAGAACUUUGGAAACUGAAAAAGUUUUACAGAUUCAUGCAGAUGGGAGAUUACAGCUGUAUCCUAUGGCAUAUUGUUUCAUUUUAGAAUAUUUGAACGCAAAGAAUGGCUAUUUUCGACACAAAUAUGAAGUGUGGAAGUGUCGAUUCCUAGGUUACUACUGUAAAUUGAUACAAGAGCAAGUUAGUGACGAAAUAUUUCUUCAUCGUGGCACUUGCAAACAACAAGCAGAAAGUCUGUAUACUUUAGAACGGGAGAAUAUUGAGACUGCCUUGAAAAUAGCCAAGGAAUGGGGUUGGAAAACAUACCGUUGGGUUUUGGUUGUCAGCAGUUGUUUCUUGAAAUAUAUUUGGGAUGCAGAGUCCAGAUUAGAAGAAAGUUCAAAACUUUUGCAGACUUUUCAAUUCGAGAGAGAUGAUUGUUUUGAUCCGGAGUCAGGUGUCGACAAGCAUGAAAGUCUUUUCGAAGAAGAAAAUUUUGAAUACUUUCUGUCUUUGAAUAUUCGAAUAUUCAAAGAUACUCUGCUAUACUGCGUUCCUUGCUGGGAAAAGGGCGUUCUGCUUCGAAGCAUUGGUGAAGUUCAUUUUGAGAACAGAAAUUUUUUGGUUGCCUAUGAUUAUAUUACUGCUGCCUUAAAAACUGUUCAAGAAGAACAAAUGGGUUGUAUGAAAAAUGGUAGAAUUCAUCAGCUUUUAUGUUUGUAUUUAUUGACAUGUAUGGAAAAAGAACGUCAACAGUUACAUACUGCACUUUAUUUAGCGGAAAAAGCAAAAGAAGAAUGUUGUGCUCUGCAACUGCAGUCAACUGUUGUAUGGGUUCAAUUUCAUCUUGUAGUCACCAGUAUACUUGUUGAGCUGACUCGAUAUAAAGAAGCUCAUGCUAACUUGUUGGAGAUCGUUGACAAUUUGUUGGAAAAUACCUCCUAUGACGCUUGUAUUCUUUUAGAGUUGGAUGCCUUGUUAAUGUACAUAUUCCAAAAGCAAGGAAAAGAGGUAAAUGCCGAGCCAUAUUUUCAAACUUUAAAAGUUCCUAAAUCGUGUCACAACUUGAUAUUAAAGAAGAAGGCAGGGUGUGAUUAUUUGCUCGAUUGUGCAAUAUGGUCACACUUUUUAAAUCAAGACAAUUCUGACGGAACGAGCAAUCUCGCACAUGCAUCAUCAAGAAAUAUUAUUUCUGAAUUAUCAAACGAAAAAUAUUCUCUAUGAUGAACUUAGCUUUUGAAGUGAUAGUGUCUCUGCAAGUCAUUCUUUUCAAAGAGGAUUGAAAGAACACUAUGUUGUUGUGAUUAGUUGACUUUCUUACCAGAACUGGAUAGUUGCGUUAAGAAAAUAGUCUAGCUACAUUUGUUCGUGCAAUGCAAUAAAGAAUAGAAGGAAGACGAGAAAAAGUCACAGAAUAUUUGGAGGCCGUUAUUACAAGUUCUAUCAUGAUUCCUUGACCAUUUAUGACUUGCUUUUCUUAUUGUGUCCGUUACGUUGCGAGGAAACGAAAGAAUGGGCACGUUUCGUGAGCUAUGGGUAAAAAGCUGGUAAAUGUCUCUUUUUACAAAAGUUUUUUUACAGUCGUACAGCUUUUGAGAUCUCUUUCGUUGUUUUACGAUCAUUUAUCAAGCUUUGAAUAUGAAAGAAAACCUUACUUUGUCUG